CACUCAGUUAAAAUUGGUUAGUUGCUUAUUGAGGAACUUUGUAUGUUUUGUAUCAUGUUGCCUCACGCCUGAGUCGUUUUGGUGAUGUAUUUUAAUCUUUAGACUCAAAGAAGAACUCUGAGAAACGUAAAAGCGAAGGGAAACCUUCUGUCAAGAAGAAAAGGACGCGAUGAUGGCGAGAAUUCGCGGAACAGGUGGAAACUGGAUUUAGGAAUGACCUUCAGAAUGUCAUCAUGAACGACAUUUUCAAGUUCACAUUGCAUUCUUGGAAAUUGGACAUUGGUGAAGUGAAUCAGCUAUACUUCUUGUGUGAUCUGGCGGAAAGACCACGAUAAAAAUUGGAGCAAAAUCUUCAAAUGAAAUAUACUGAAGAAAGGCAUCGUAGACGGGCAGGAAAUGUUCGACUCGAUGACAGUUCUUUUUUAAAAAUAAUAUUAGUUAAUGUUGCCGCUGUUUGUUAGUCAUUUACCAAGAAGUAUUUCAUAAUGUUCAGACCUUCGUCACUUUUGAAUCACGCAAACACAUUCUAAUAUAUUUUUUUAAAAAUACAUUUGUAGGAGAAAUGCACGCGCAGAGCUCUUUUUAAGUUACAUGUAAACAGGAAUUACAGUUCGAUGUUAUCGUUACAGGGAAACUGCUCAUUGAAAUGUGGAACGCUUUCGCCGGCGAGUCGGAUGUAAAUUAAUUCAUCUCAAUUGCGCUUGACUGAACAGUUAAAAUUACCAUUUUGUCUCAUGGAAUCUUGAAAUACGCAGUCAAUAAUUAAGUGAAUGAGUGUGAUUCAACCGAUUCUGGGGGUGAUACCUGCCAAACUGCAAGUUUAUUGUAAAACAUUGUGUGCCAAUGGUUUAUUUUUCGGCGGGCUAUUUGUGUUUUCAGGAAAGUUGUUCAGAGUUUUGCUGCCCUCUCGAAUACAGUUGUGCCCCAAUAUGUUACUGACCGGUGGUGAUGUAAACUUAAGGUUCUUUAGAUUUCUUUAGAACUCUCACUGCAUUUCAGGGCAACACUAUUCAUUUCACUGUGGCUAGGAAGAAAAGAUGACAAAUUGAGAGAGAACGUCCGAUCGAGUAAGAUUAGUGCGACUUCGAAUUUUAUCAUAGUUUAAAAUAAUCGAGCGUGGAAUAAACAAAAAACGAAAUGUGGAGAAACAUGAUUGGUUGGGAGUAGUUGGCAGGAAAAUGUAUCGUGUUUAGUGAGGGCGCCAUCUAUUGUGAAUAGCGAGCAUUCGAUGACAGUAAUUUACACUGAGCUGAUCAGAAAUCUGACAACACGGCAAGUAAUUUGUGAAGAGAUUAUUUACCCUUCAAGAUGCACUCGUCUCUUAUCAUGUGGUCUAUUCUGUCGCUAUCAUGUGUUACUGUGAUCGUAUCCGCAACAGUUGAUGACAGUAACGGUUCAACCGGGUCAAAGGCAUCCACGGCUCCCACGGAAAAGAGCGACAGUCCAGAUAUCGUUAACGUGAAUCAAGAUUCACGCAUCAUCGAGAAAGCCAUCAAAUCUCUUGAAACAAGUUUGGAGAAAAACCUCCAGCGACUCAUACACGUAGUCAACGCUACAUCUGGUGGAAAUCGUCCCGAUGAACCUGAUACCUUUUCAUCGUGUAAAGAGAUUUACGUGAAUCACAAAUGGGAAGGCAACAAAGCUUACCUUCUCCAAGUGGGUUCUGUGAAGAUUCCUGUUUUCUGUUACAUGACUGGCCUUGGGCCAUGCGGCGGCGGUGGAUGGACCCUGGUCAUGAAAAUUGAUGGCGCUAAGUCAACCUUUCGUUACGAUUCCAACUUCUGGAGCAACAAAAUCGACUUUAACUUUCCAGGAGGUAAGACUUUGUUUGAUGCACAAGAGGCCAAGUUACCAACCUACUGGAACACACCUUUCUCCAAGAUUUGUCUUGGUAUAAAGAUCGGCCAACAGAUGAAACUCAUUCGCAUCAACAAGCGUGCAAAGUCUCUGUACUCACUGAUCGCUGACGGGCAAUACCGCGCCACCUCACUGGGUCGUAACACGUGGAAGACGUUGAUUGGUUCACAGGCCUCCUUGCAGCUCAACUGUAACAGGGAAGGGUUCAAUGUUGUGAGUACGUCUUCUAAUUCCUAUUCUAAAGCGAGAAUCGGAAUUGUUGGUAACAACCAAAAUGACUGCACCUCUUGCGACUCCAGAAUCGGGUUUGGUACAGGAGGGACUCCCGAUGACUCCAACGCGUGUGGAAAUGUGGCAAAAUACUCGAAUGAUAAUGGAGAGAAAUUCAUCAAAGCCAUGGGUUACAUCCUGGUGCAGUGAGAAGAAAAGUGGCAUAGCAACUUUAGAAACCGGUAGAUGUUGUGCUGAUCAUAGAAAAACAGGAAAGUGCAAAUUUGAAGCUAAAAUGAUAUUGACAAUUUAUCUUUUGUCAGUAGGUCCUGUCAGUUUUUUUUUUUAUUAUUAUUAUUUUUUCUGAGAAACAACUGUAGAAAAUUAUAUAACAAAUAAACGUGUGUUGGGAAUUGA
Orbicella faveolata is the source of this 2484-nucleotide messenger RNA. RefSeq names its product putative skeletal organic matrix protein 5. NCBI's taxonomy places the organism in Eukaryota, Metazoa, Cnidaria, Anthozoa, Scleractinia, Merulinidae. The record is from RefSeq and is a predicted model, not a curated record.